CUCUCGAUCUCUCCUCCGCCGCACAGAUCCAGGACAGUUUCAUCAUCCUCUCUGCGAAAAUGGUGACGGCCAAGAAAACGAAGAAGUCACACGAGGGAAUCAACAGUAGGUUGGCUCUUGUAAUGAAGAGUGGUAAAUACACUCUUGGUUACAAGUCUGUGCUCAAAUCCCUCCGUGGCUCUAAAGGGAAGUUAAUUCUCAUCUCUUCGAACUGCCCACCGUUGAGAAGAUCAGAGAUUGAGUACUAUGCUAUGCUCGCCAAAGUUGGUGUCCACCACUACAAUGGAAACAACGUUGAUUUGGGAACAGCUUGUGGAAAGUACUUCCGUGUUUCUUGUCUGAGCAUCGUUGAUCCUGGUGAUUCUGACAUUAUCAAGAGCAUUCCUGGCGACCAGUGAUAACAUUUUCGAUUUUGUUUUCCCCCUACUUGUAUGGAUUUUCUCAAAUUUUAUAAGCAAAAGAUCUUGUGCUUGGUCUUGUUACUUUUACAUUAUGAACCGGAUAGGAAAAUAUAAAUGUUUUUGUGACAUUUCUGAGUCAAAUUCGCUGUUCUAUCUUUCAAUAUGUAUCAAACUUCAUUCUCCGUUUCAAAUUCUUAUUUCCUAAUGAAGAAACUUA
Molecule: messenger RNA, 618 nt
Organism: Eruca vesicaria subsp. sativa (arugula)
Lineage: Eukaryota; Viridiplantae; Streptophyta; Magnoliopsida; Brassicales; Brassicaceae
Source: the annotation of a GenBank genome assembly